Syzygium oleosum is the source of this 815-nucleotide messenger RNA. RefSeq names its product 17.1 kDa class II heat shock protein-like. Bases 75 to 572 code for a protein of 165 amino acids. The transcript has a single exon. Gene Ontology annotation, biological process: response to heat; response to salt stress; protein folding. NCBI's taxonomy places the organism in Eukaryota, Viridiplantae, Streptophyta, Magnoliopsida, Myrtales, Myrtaceae. The record is from RefSeq and is a predicted model, not a curated record.
ACUCCCACGACUUCAACUGCACCAAGAAACACGAGAGACACACUUCAGUUUCAAAGCUUAGCAGCUGAAAAAGCAUGGAUCUCAGAGACAUGGGCUUCGACACCACUGUCCUGGACACCCUCCACGAGCUCCUCGACCUCUCCGACGAGGCCGACGCCAAGUCCCACCACGCCCCGUCCCGCGCUUUCCUGCGCGACAGGAAGGCGAUGGCAGCGACUCCUGCCGACGUGAAGGAGUACCCGAAUUCGUACGUGUUCGUGCUCGACAUGCCGGGGCUGAAGCCGGACCAGAUCAGGGUCCAGGUGGAGGACGGGAACGUGCUGGUGGUGAGCGGCGAGAGGAAGAGGGAGAAAGAGAAGGACCAGAACGACGGGGCGGGAGGGGGGCUGCUGAACUACAUAAAGAUGGAGAGGAGGCUGGGGAAGUUCCUGAAGAAGUUCGUGCUGCCGGAGAACGCGGACACGGAGAAGAUAGCGGCGGCGUACCAGGAUGGAGUGCUGACGGUGACGGUGGAGAAGAGGCCGCCGCCGGAGCCCAAGAAGCCCAAAACCAUCGAGGUCCAGAUCGCUUAAAACUGCCCGUGACUUGUGCGUGUACCAUGUCCAGGGCCUAUAAUAUGGAGAAAGAAUAAGAGGGUCGAAGAAACGAGAAAGAAGUUUCUUCUUUUGUUCUUCUGUCGUGUGUGAGUAGUAGUGUUAAAGUCUGGUUGUGUGGGGGUCUUCCGGAAUGAGUUUGUUGCAUAAGUCUUGUUACUCAACAGGGGGUUGUCGUAUCAAUGGACAUGAAAAAACCGGUGAUAUCGCGGUAUGCAAGAA